AUGAAUAUUCUUAGAGACUAUGAUCAAAGAUCACCAAUUGUAGCGAUAAAUGGAAUAUGUGCAACAAGUCAACCAUUGGCAUCACAAGUUGGAAUUGAUAUUCUUAAAUCAGGUGGAAAUGCUGCUGACGCUGCUAUUGCAAUGGCUGCAACUUUGAGUUUAACUGAACCAUUUUCAACAGGUUUGGGAGGUGAUUGUGUCGUAAUGUUUUGGAAUAACAAAACAAAAGAGAUAUCUUCAAUCAAUGGAAUUGGAAGAUCACCAAUGAAUCUUACCAUUGAUAGUUUGGAAAGUAAAGAUAAAUUCGGUGAUCAAUUUCAUACAAAGAGUGUUCAUGCUGUUACAGUGCCUGGUGCUGCCGCUGCAUGGUGUGACACAAUCAAGCAAUAUGGGAGUGGAGAUCUAACAUUAUCUCAAAUAUUUCAGCCUACAAUCGAUUAUUGUGAACAAGGUGUUCCAAUACAAGUUAAAACUUCUUACAAUUGGAAAUAG
Messenger RNA from Heterostelium album PN500, 492 nucleotides. RefSeq lists its product as uncharacterized. Lineage: Eukaryota; Evosea; Eumycetozoa; Acytosteliales; Acytosteliaceae. The transcript has 4 exons. The coding region runs from base 1 to 492 and encodes 163 amino acids. The record is from RefSeq and is a predicted model, not a curated record.